UUACCAAGAAUAACGCAGUUGCAGAUAUAGAAUACGUCCAAUUCAUACAAAGCGACUUUACUAGUUUUCAGUGAUUCCUAUAUCCAAGGCGUCAUUCUUACUCAAAUAUCUGUUCUCACGCAAAAUGCGAAUCUGAGCACAAAAUGAAGUUACUAUCCCUAAUAUCCGGAGGAAAGGACGGAAUAUAUGCUAUUCUCUCUGCAAAGAGACUCGGCCAUGACGUAGUUCUCUUGGGUCAUCUAAACCCUCUUGACCCAAAUACGCAUGAACUUGACAGUUAUAUGUAUCAGACAAUUGGACACAAUGUAGUUUUAACUAUAAGUACCUGUAUGGAAAUUCCGCUCAUAGAGCGUCCUAUAGGAGGCACCCCCAAAUCUACGGACACUCUUACGUAUCUGCCAACUGAUGGCGACGAAGUGGAGGAUCUAUAUGAGCUUGUUAAAGAUGCUUUGGAAAUAAACCCAAGUAUCGAGGCUGUUCUAACGGGUGCCAUAGCUUCUAAAUACCAACUAGAAAGGGUAAAAAAUGUCUGCGAUCGUCUCAAUUUAAAAACGGUGCAACCUCUCUGGGGAAGAGACCAAGGAGAACUGUUGAGGGACAUGGUUGAAGACGGAAUGAUUGCCAUACUCAUGAAGGCAUGUUGUAUGGGCAUAAGUGAGAAACACCUAGGAAAAACGAUCCGAGAACUGUAUCCGGAGUUCAUGAUGAUGGAGGCGGAAUUCGGUUUCAAUGUUUGUGGAGAAGGAGGUGAAUAUGAGAGCAUGGUGUUGGAUUGUCCGCUUUAUAAGAAGAGAAUUAGAGUAACAGAGCAUAAGGUAGUGUACCAUUCAAGGGAUCCAUAUGCCCCAACCAUAUUAUAUGUACCUGUAAAGUGGGUCACUGAGCCCAAAUCAUGA
Messenger RNA from Theileria equi strain WA, 896 nucleotides. RefSeq lists its product as hypothetical. The transcript is spliced from 8 exons. The record is from RefSeq and is a predicted model, not a curated record. Lineage: Eukaryota; Apicomplexa; Aconoidasida; Piroplasmida; Theileriidae. Bases 144 to 896 code for a protein of 250 amino acids. Gene Ontology annotation, biological process: protein histidyl modification to diphthamide. Gene Ontology annotation, molecular function: diphthine-ammonia ligase activity.